This is a messenger RNA of Fonsecaea nubica, 1776 nucleotides long. RefSeq lists its product as hypothetical. The record is from RefSeq and is a predicted model, not a curated record. Gene Ontology annotation, molecular function: histone binding; protein heterodimerization activity. Gene Ontology annotation, cellular component: nucleus. NCBI's taxonomy places the organism in Eukaryota, Fungi, Ascomycota, Eurotiomycetes, Chaetothyriales, Herpotrichiellaceae. Bases 1 to 1776 code for a protein of 591 amino acids. The transcript has a single exon.
AUGGAUGAACCGUUGCGUAAAAGACCUCGCCUCCUCUCAUUUCCCCGCCGCUCCUCCGACCCUGACCUCGACGAGGACCUGGACACAAGACGGAGGAAAAAUGAUCUGUUGCUGAAGUCGCGCUUCGAAUCAAUCUUCGAAAAGUACUCUCACGACUUUUCCAGCAUUGGCGACGAGAUAGACAUGGACACCAUGUCCAUAGUCGUGAAUAACGGCCAUGUGCAAUCCAUGGAAAACGAGACAGACACAGGGGACGCAUGCACUACAAAGGGGAAAUCGUUGUUAAGAGCAAUGACCGAGGUGCAGGAUGGUGCCGACGAUUACUUCAAUGAGGGUGCAGACGAGGUCAUCACGAGUAUUGAGGAAAUCGCUGAAAAUACAGCAAUGGCAGACGACGACCACGACAUAGGUGCAGUCGACAGCGACGAGGAACUAUUUGUUCCCGUUCACGCACGAUCACCUUACAUCGCCCCUCCUGAUCUGAGAGAAAGCCAGAACACCGUCGCAUCCCGCCUGGUCGACUCCGAAGAUGAGUUGCAGCUCAGAGUAGCACAACCGCCGGAGAGAUCAACCAGUCCAGAUUCAUUGUUCCAGGUUCAACUUCAAGACUCACCUAAUUCCCAGACCAGUGCUUCACUACUCGAGUUCGAGACUAUUCAGCAGGAGGUGAACGAUAAUGAUAUUCUUGCGAAAUUCGGUCCCAGGUUUGGCCCGGAGGUGUUGGAAAUUAUACGGAGAGCUAGAGAUGUUGCUGCUCAAGCCCAUAUCGAGCCGGCCUGGCGUCUUCCCACCGACCUCGUUCCUUCAGAUCAAGCUACAUCACCUUCGAAGUCCAAGACAUCGCCUGUCCCUCUACAUACUCCACCAGAUCGACGGACAGCAUCUCCGGAUGCUGCCCAGUCCCUCUGGAAACCGCCUAGGAGAUGGUCAACCAAGAAAGGCAUUCGUCAAACUUCUUCCAGACGACAUGCUCGAGCCGAGUCAGCGGAUCCGCUUCAAGAUGGGUUUUCUGAUCAUGAGCGGAGAGGGGACAGCACUGACGGUGGGGAGGAGAUGACACGAAUGUCAGACGAGCAAGGUGAAGAGGAUGCGCAAAUCCUGCAGAUGAGGAAAGGGGUUUGUUUCUAUUGCUCGGGCCAGUGGUCCUGCAGAGCUGGUGUUUUCAGGCACUGGGCCAAAUUGGCGAAGGACUAUGACCGGGGCGAGAUAGACGACGACGAUGUGCACGACCUGGAGUAUAUACAUGGCUACGUGUCCUACAGGGUUAAGUCGCCACGUCUGCCGAGAUUAGUCCUUUCCGACUUCAAGACAAUGGUUGAGCUGCAUGAAGGAGCGGGAUUGACCUUCGACGAAAUCGCAGAGUGUCGGGCCCUUCGGACUCGAAAGACGGGGCUUGCUCUCAACGACGUCUACGACCGAUACCGAACACCGUCUAACCUUCUCAAUAACGAUGACUCGAGAGAAUGGUCCGAGCAGGAAGUUCGCACUUUGGAGGAUCUCUGUCAGAACCCGAAACGAGACAUUGGAACGCUUAUGUCUCAUUUCAAGCAACGUCACCAGACUGAGAUUGGAAAUAAAUUGGCCGAAAUGUGGUUGAAGAGCCUCUGGGGAUCUGUUCCGAAGAGACCUAUCAGAUCAACACAAAGGACAAAUGCAUCGCCGGAGUCUUCUGAUCAGUGCCACGAGGAGCACCGUGAGCGGAAAGAGGUACACCUGGAUCCUGUCUCUAUCAAAAUGGAUCCUGAUUCCGACGACGAGCUGUUUCGCUCAAGAUGA